CAAGCUAUGACGUACUGCCGUGCGUGUUCCUACCAAAGGCGCUCGUCUUUGGUUCCUACUUUCUUGAUUUAUCGAAGCGGAACAGAGUCGUAACGAUGGAGAUGAGCCAGACACUUUUUGUCAAAGUGGUGGUGUUUUUUCUGUCGUGGUCCCACUAUGAAGGAAGAGAGUCGGAGUUUAAAGAUGUCACCUGCGGGUCACUGGUGAAGCUCCUAAACACCAGACACAACGUCCGCCUGCAUUCCCACGAUGUCAAAUACGGCUCAGGGAGCGGGCAGCAGUCUGUAACUGGAGUGGAAAGUGCAGAUGAUGGCAACAGUUAUUGGCAGAUACGAGGAAAGCCCGAACACCCAUGCCAACGCGGGACAGCAAUUAAAUGUGGGCAAGCUAUACGCUUCACACACAUGAAGACGGGUCGCAACCUCCAUACACACCACUUCAGCUCACCCUUGUCUAAUAAUCAGGAGGUGAGUGCAUUUGGGGAGAAUGGUGAGGGCGAUGACCUGGACGUUUGGACAGUGCAGUGCGACGGCAUCCACUGGGAGCGCAAUGAUGCCGUGCGCUUCAAACAUAGAGGCACCAAUGUUUUCCUGAGUGUGACGGGAGAGCAGUAUGGCCACCCCAUACGCGGCCAACGGGAAGUACAUGGUAUGACCUCACCCAACCAGCAUAACUGGUGGCGAGUCAUGGAGGGCGUCUUCAUCCAGCCAAGCCAAGAUCCACUGCGUCACGAUGAACUCUGAACCGUGAUGGGGAAAUCCAUCAAAGAAAACAAAUCCUGCUUUGACAACUUGCCAGUGCGUCUAUUAAAGUCGAACCUCAGUUUUCUGCUUUAUUUCAUUCCAAAAGGAACCAGGAACCCUAACAACAAAAAAAGCACUCAGAAAAGGAAAACUCAGUUAUACACAGUGCAAUUGAACGCCUCAUUAGCUUAGGGCGCAUAGUGUUUAUUAGAAGGUAGAAAGGAGACAGAAGCGGAGCUGUUAAUCAUUCUACGUGUGUUCUAUGAACAAAUAAACCACACAUGUAAUAAAUAUGGUUGAAGGACUUGCUAGCCGGAAUCUGUUUAUAGUGUCCCAACACUGCGCAUUCUUCAUCGUUACCGAUGCAUGGAUGCUUUGACUGUACAAUAACCAAGACAAUAUUUGAAAACCAACACAUAUUUAAACAGAGGUUCCACUGUACUUGUUAAUAUUGGUUUGUUUCACAAAUUGCUGACCAUUAUUAUGGGUGAGUCCAUCUUAAUUCACAUAAUUCACAUUCUAUGCUUCCAACUAUUUGAGAGCAUUUUGAGGAAGUGAAUUAUCUGCUCAUGAGUGUGGUGUGGAAGAACAUGACAAGCCUGCACAGACCCCUGACCAUCAAACGGCUGUGGUAUGAAUGAAGAGUCUGGCCCUCUCAUCCAGUCACUGUCUGGACCUCACCAAUGCUCUUCUGCUCUUGUAGAUUUCUUGAAGCUACAAAAGGCAACACCAGUUCCCCAUUUAUUUCCAAUUUUCCAUGCCUUGAACUUGGAAUAUACUGACAUUGUGAAUGCUCCUCACUUUAUUUAUUCGUAAAAGAAAAAAUAUAUUUUGAUGUACUUCAUUUUCAACUUGUAACCCCUUGCUGACACUCCAGCGGCCCUUCUAGAUCUUGUUUGUGUUAUAUGUGGUGGUUGAGUUACCAGUCAUAAAGGUUAUUUUAGUAACAAAUUAAUAUUUUGUGGGGGGGAGAUGAAAAAUUUCAAUAAAUGUACUUGUGUGUAUUUGAAAAAAAAAUGUUUUUGAUUUCAUUUCUUAGAUUUUCUGUAAAAUCUCUGGUAACCCAAUCAAUAUGAAGUUGGGUAUCAAAGCAACACCAAUGUGGUAAUUCUGGUAAAUCAGUGCUGCAUUGUUUACAUAGAAUGCAAUGUUGUUUCCGCAAAUAA
Messenger RNA from Dunckerocampus dactyliophorus (ringed pipefish), 1909 nucleotides. RefSeq names its product stromal cell-derived factor 2-like 1 (gene sdf2l1). The record is from RefSeq and is a predicted model, not a curated record. Gene Ontology annotation, molecular function: 2-oxoglutarate-dependent dioxygenase activity; methyltransferase activity. The coding region runs from base 96 to 743 and encodes 215 amino acids. Lineage: Eukaryota; Metazoa; Chordata; Actinopteri; Syngnathiformes; Syngnathidae. The transcript has 3 exons.